UUCUUUCUCCUCUUCCUCCUCCUCUUCCUCCUCCUCUCCUGCAGGGAGGCUAUAGGCCUGGUUUGUGAAGCCGUGCCUAGCAACAAGGGAGCCGUGCGUAGGAGGAAGCCCUGCGGCCGUGCGCUCAACUCCAUCCUCGGCAAGACCAACCUGAAGUUCGCCGCUAUGCCCAUAACGCUAACCAUCUCGACCAGCAGCUUGAACCUCAUGGCGUCCGACUGUAAACAGAUCAUCGCCAAUCACCAUAUGCAGUCGAUCUCGUUCGCUUCCGGAGGGGAUCCGGAUACGGCGGAAUACGUCGCUUAUGUUGCCAAAGAUCCCGUCAAUCACAGAGCUUGCCACAUCCUGGAGUGUCCCGAAGGGUUGUCGCAAGACGUCAUCAGCACCAUCGGACAAGCGUUCGAAUUGCGCUUCAAGCAGUACCUUAAGAACCCUCCUAAACUCGUCACACCGCACGACAGGAUGGCCGGGUUCGACGGCUCCGCUUGGGACGAAGAGGAAGAGCCGCCUCCUCCUGACCACCAAUACUACAACGAUUUUCCGGGAAAGGAACCUCCCUUAGGAGGGGUAGUUGACCUGCGUUUGCGGGAAGGGGCUGCGGCGGCUCAGACCCCCAACAAUUUGGGGGCCACCUUGCCUGUCGGACAAGUGGUUGCUGGGGACUACGAAUCCAAAAAGCCCCAUUCGGUCGCACAAGGCAGGGAUCGGGGCCCUCCUGGCCGCCCCGAAUUCGUGGUGGACCCUUCCUACGUUAACGUGCAAAAUUUGGAAAAAUUGCAGCCGGGGGUCCAGAGCGUGACUUCUAAUGGCAGCGUCCAGCGAGACCUCUUCGACAUGAAGCCUUUUGAGGAUGCCUUGCGGGCGCCCCCGCCACCGCCCACUCCUCCGUCCCACCCGCCAGCUACCAUGGAGGAGCAACUCCGGCGGGAAUCAUGGUAUCACGGUCAAAUGAGCCGCAAAGAAUCGGAGAAACUGUUGCAAGCCAACGGGGAUUUCCUGGUGCGGGAAAGUACCACCACGCCGGGACAAUAUGUCCUCACCGGACUACAGGGCGGACAGCCCAAACACCUUCUUCUCGUCGAUCCGGAAGGAGUGGUUCGGACAAAGGAUCAUCGCUUUGAAAGUGUGAGCCAUUUAAUCAGCCACCAUAUGGACAAUCGGUUGCCCAUCAUCUCGGCCGGCAGCGAGCUGUGUCUACAGCAGCCCGUCGAGCGGAGACAAUGAGCACGACGACUGGAGUCGCAUCACUACAAAGGCCCUUAAAGCGGGGAACUCUUCCGUCUCCCCAGUCCUGUGGACUUCUCCGACAGCUGCUAAAAAGGGCUGUCUCCUCUGCCAAAGCAUUUUAUGGGGUCGAAGGGACUCGGAUGAGCCCCAAAACCCAUCGUGUCCUCCCAGACCACCUCUCUCUACGUCUUGCCACGGCCCGGCUUUUCCUGGUUGGAGCGAAGCGCCGUCUAGCCAAGAUUCUAGUCCUCAAGAGCUGUCCAGCUUCGGUUUUGUUGACGGUCCUUCAAGAGUCCUUCUCGCCUUGGACAACUUUUGUCUCCUCCGCUAACUGUUCAGGAAUAGCCAGGCGAUCUCGUGUGCGCCUCGUUGUGUCUUCUGCGACUGAUGCCAAAGUCCCUGUGAAAGUGUCCUCUUUUCGGGGGAGAUUAUUGUUUAAAGCACAAAAAAAAGGGAAAUAAAGGGCAACUCGUUCGGGGUCUGGAAGGCAGAAGUCUCUUUCUGCGCUUCCCACAGACCCCACCCCACCCCGCUCACUCAUUUUUAUAUAUGUUCUGUGUGUGCCUUGAACCUUUUUCAGGUCAGAUUUUAUGCAAAAUUCCUCUUCCUUUGGAGGUUCUCACAAGGCUGCCUGGUUUUUUGGGGGAGGGGGCUGCAGGAGGGAGAAAGGGGCAGUCGUUUCUCACUCGCCUCCUUCUGAUCCAUCAUGGUUGCCCCAUAAUUUAUCCCCUUCUUUUCUCCCCACCCGCAAAAGCCCAGGCUAAGCACCAGUGGUGGGAUUCAGCCGGUUCGGGGAAACCGGUAGUUAAAUUGUUGGCUGGCUCGGCCCCUCCCUGCCCAGGAGUCCCCACGCGUCCCAUUUUGGCUCCCAGGUAAAUGCAGGGAGGCCUCCUAAGCCCAAAAUGGGGCAUGGGGGGGCGUGUUCCCCCCGCAGCCCGUUUUUGCUCCCAAGUGCUGCCUGUUGCAAUCCCUGGCUAGCCAGUCAUUAGGGCAGAGAACCGGCUGUUCUCUGGAUUAAAGGAUGUUUUCCUGAAUUAAAGGAUUUUUUGCUGAAUUUUGGGAUGGUUUCCAAGAAGACGGUCCCAAAACUGAAGUGAGGGUCCCCCCAAAAAAAGAUGAAAAGAGAAGAAAAAAAAUUGGGUUUGUCUUCCAGCGCUGAGGCUGGUUCCCUUCCCAGUUUCUUCCCGGGGUCUGUACAUAAGUGUGAUAAUUUGGUGUUGCAUGUAUGUUGUUAUACUCAGAGGCCAAUGUGUAGCUUUACUCUCUUAUCACUGUGCCUGUACCCGCUACUCUGCGGGACCCCCGACCCUCCAAGCCCACUCAGCCCCUCCUCACUACGUCCUUUAUACACACUUUGUAUCGGUUUGAUUUUCUCUCGAAUAUACCAAAGGAAAUCAAAUAGUUAUUAUUAAAGGUUGGUAUUUCUUUA
Molecule: messenger RNA, 2656 nt
Organism: Pantherophis guttatus
Lineage: Eukaryota; Metazoa; Chordata; Lepidosauria; Squamata; Colubridae
Source: RefSeq, a predicted model, not a curated record